This is a messenger RNA of Oncorhynchus mykiss (rainbow trout), 2710 nucleotides long. RefSeq names its product specifically androgen-regulated gene protein-like. NCBI's taxonomy places the organism in Eukaryota, Metazoa, Chordata, Actinopteri, Salmoniformes, Salmonidae. The record is from RefSeq and is a predicted model, not a curated record.
UACAGGCAGGCAACAGGUGGACGGACAAGCCCUGCGCAAUUGAUGGAAUGUGGGGUUAUUAGCACAAAUCCUGUAAAAUUGCAACAAAUUACAGAGAGAGAGAAAGGUUUUCUACUACCAACUUCUAUUACGACCUUGGACUCCUUCAUCCUUACAAUGCCUAAGAGUGACACAUGGCCGGGUGGUGUCGCCAUAGAGACAAUGACUGGCAUGGACAGUGCAGGCAGCUGUGACAGUGUUGUCAGCAUGAACUCUGGAUUUAGUGACGAUAGCUUUGAGCACCUGUCUGCUGAGGAGAGGGCAUGUAUCAUGUUCUUGGAAGAGACCAUAGAGUCCCUAGAGACUGAGGAGGACAGUGGACUAUCCAAUGAUGAGCCUGACCGCCUGCCCACCCCUGGCAAUGUGGCCACCAAGAUGGCCCACCUCUCUGCCUCCAUGGGCCAAAACAAACUCAACAAUGUGUCAAAAUAUCCCAGAGAGCAGAACGGUUACCUGGUUCCUACUCCAUUCAUCCUGGCCAACAGCACCUCCUGCAUCCUGCCAAAGGCUAGGCCAGGCAUACCCCAAGAUAAGGAGAACUCUCUCUCAAAGCCCCAGGUCACUGCCUUGGACAACAUGCUAUGUCAGGGCAACCACCCUUGUUUACCCCCUGAGGUCAAUGUUGUUGUGAUUCCCCCUCCAUCAAAGCUCAAAGACUACCCUGGUCAGAGACCACCUCCUUCACCCAGAGGCCCUCUGUCCUAUGAAGCGCUAGUGCAGCUGAGGAAGAGUGCCUCCAUGAAGAGAACUCCUCAAAGUCCCACAGCUGAGACCAGAGACUGGAACAGGCAGCCCUCUGCGUCAGACAUUCCCAUUCACCCGCAUCAUGGAAGCACACCCAGAGGCUGCUCAGUCACCCCAGCCCAGGUGAUACUCCCCCGGGAGCCCAGCAAUCACAAGGCCAGUCCUCCAGUUGUGUUCCCAAAACCCCCCAAAAUUCCUUCCCACAUUGCUGUGAAUACCCAAAGGGAUACUGCUAACCCCACUACGGACUCCAGUGCCCCUUCCUUGGGCUCAUUGCCCAGGGACAGGCGUUUGUCGGACCCACAGAAGGUGAGAAAUGAUGCCUUACAAAAGCUGGGGCUCCUGAGAGACAAUAAUGAGUCCCAACCUGAGCCUGUUACGCCACUGUGCACCUCCAAAUCUCACUCCUCCUUGGAACUAACUUCAGCCCGUGUGGGAGUCAAAGCUCCACCUCAUGGUAACCCAACAAGAAGCCAGCCCUCAACUACCUCCCAGGGACCCAGAGAAUCUAAUAGCAGGCCAGUAAAAAGUAGCAGCAGCUUCCUCCAUCGCUCUAGUGAGGAGCAGCCCACCGCCCCCCUCUCACACCCGUCCAAACCCAGUGGGGUCAAAGCUGCCACCCUGGAGCGCUCAGGGGUGGGGCUUGGGAGCUACAUGGCCGACCAUGGGAUACAUCCCGAUCCCCGCUCCGCCACCCUGGGCAACCAGAGGGAGGGUGGACGUUGCACCCCAUCUGCUCUCAACAAAGCCUCAGAACAGGUGAAAACAACCCCCGCUGCUCAGCCAGUGUCCCCCCACAAGACUCUGCACUGCCCAGGCUUCAGUGUGGUGAUGAUGCCCAGCAUGGGAGAAGACAGACGAGAGGCACUUAGGAAGCUGGGGCUGCUGAAAGACUAGGCCCGGAGAGAAGGCAGCCAAAAUAUCUGCCCAGUGGAUAAACAGAUAUACAGAGGGUAUCAAAUGAAACAGACUUCCACCACUUUAGGGAGGGAAGCAGAAAAAAGUGGGGAUUGAACCGAUUUCUGUGAAUAUUUUGAGCAUUGUCAAUGCUGGUUUUUCAGGAAAGACUGGCCUCUUUCUUCCAUUUCUCUCUUUAAGAGAGUACUGCUGUUUAAUUUACUCAGUAGUGCUGGGCAAUUAUCUGUAAUUUCAUUUAAAUUAUUUGAAUUCCAUUUUGUUCCGUUUUAUUCUUCUUCUGUCAGCUCAAUAUAAACAUUGCACAGUUUCUCUAGCGAUAAAGCAGAUCAAGCCUGAAUUGUGUGAAGCCUGAACUGAACUGUGUUGGGAGUUGUAGUUUCCAACAGGCCAAUAUUAUACAUAGUUAAGUGCAGAAAACAUGGUAAUUAACUACAAUGAUGAUAAUCCAUUGCGCCUACUUGUCCGUCUGUGUGUUUCUUUUACGCCUGUUACGUUGCGUUAGUGUGUGGCAGACACAGAGGUCAAGAGAAGAGACUCGAGAAGAAUGCUCGAUCAGAAGGGAUAGAGAGUAGUUGCUUCACGAGUUACAUCUACCUAGAAAUAUUUGAUCUAAGUAUGCCUUAUUUACUUUGAAGAACUACUAAAAUAGUGAUUAAGUCAGACAGCAUAGGCAGCAGCUCUAUAUGAACCGAACCGACCUCAAAAAGCACUAAUUUACUGUUACCACAAUUUAAUUUUCAUGUCAGUUGUUUAACAACUUUAUAUUUUUACAUUGUUUUUCUAUGAUUUUGUUGUCACUGAAUCAGUCACUGAACACUCUUUUAAAGAAAAUCUGAGAAAUGUCUAUCAUAAUUAUUUACCCCCUUACAUUUAGUUGCUUUACAAAGUGGGAUUUAAAGGGAUUUAUUGUGAUUUUUUUGUCAUUGAUCUACAGAAAAUACUCUAUAACAUCAAAGUGAAAAUAAAUUUCUACAAAUGUUUACAAAUAAACAAAAAUACAUAACUAAAA